UAUUUGACUCUUUUCAGUGCACGGUGCAGGUGAAGCUGGAGUUGGGCCACAGAGCCCAGCUGAGGAAGAAGGUGACAUCAGAAGGCUUCACCCACGACUGGAUGGUGUUUGUCCGAGGGCCAGAAACCGGCGACAUCCAGCACUUUGUAGAGAAGGUCGUGUUCCGCCUCCACGAUAGCUUCCCCAAACCCAAGAGAGUAUGCAAGGAGCCGCCGUACAAAGUGGAGGAGUCGGGCUACGCAGGCUUCCUCAUGCCUAUUGAGGUUUACUUCAAGAACAAGGAGGAGCCAAAAAAGGUGUGUUUCAACUACGACCUAUUUCUCAACUUGGAAGGCAACCCACCCGUCAACCACCUGCGCUGUGAGAAGCUCACCUUCAACAACCCCACCAAAGAAUUCAGGAGAAAGCUGAUCAAAGCUGGAGGGGUAAUGGUGGUUCCAGAGGGGGCUGAAGCCGUGUCCCGGCCCAGUCCUGACUACCCCAUGCUGCCCACCAUCCCUCUCUCCGCCUUCUCAGACCCCAAGAAGACCAAGACCUCUCAUGUGUCAAAGGAGCCCAGCAAAGAGGGGAGUGGCAGCAGCAAAGGACCCAAACCGCACAAACUGACCAAGGAGCACCGUGAACGGCCCCGAAAAGACUCUGAGAGCAAAGCCACGCCGAAAGGGGAGAGCGAUCGAGAUGGGAGCAGCAAGAGUGGCCGAGACCCUUCCUCUUCCUCGUCUUCUAAAAAGCCGUCAGAUAUCAAAGUAAAAGAAGAAGUUAAGGUCCUACCCAAGGCCGCCUUCAAAGAGCCUAAACUCACCCUGAAGGAUUCAAAGAUGGAGGGCAUGUCCCCUAAAGGAGGGGGGGCGGGGGGUGGAGGAGGCGUUGGAGGAGGCGGGGGAGGGUCCUCAGAGUCUAAAGCCCCGGGGAAACGACCCUCUACUGUGGAGUCUCCCAAACCCAGUGCGAAGAAGAAGAAGGGCAGCUCAGAGGGGCCGAAGGGGCCGACCAGCGGGGCCUUCACAGGAACCUCUCCCCGAGUCUCCUCCUCGUCGGCAGCCAGUCAGCCGUACGCAGAGAAGAAACCCCCAAAGGAAAAAGGUCGCUGGCCCAAAGGCAAAAAUGACACGCAGGAACCGAAGGAGCCCAAGAAAGUUCCAGAAUCUGAAGAGUCUAAUUCAGAAGACGAAGCGUCGUCGAAAUCAGAGCAGUCGGCCCCUUCCAGUCCUUCCAACUCCAGUUCGAGUUCCGACUCCAGCUCAGAUUCUGACUUUGAGCCGGGACAGAAACAAGGGCAAGGCCCCCUGCGAUCGAUGGUAGAGGAGAUCCAGUCAGAGGAGUCAGAUGAUGACGACAGCAGCUCAGAGGAGGAGACGCCCAUCAAGACCAACCCCCCCAACCGUGACUCACGACUCAGCCUGGACAGUGAGAGUGACAGCAGUGACGGCUCGCACAGCCCCAGUCGAGACCGCCCGCCCCCCCCCAGAAACACAGCUCCUCCAACAACAAAGUUUUCAGGCAGAAAGAGUCCAGAUUCCUCGUUUCGUUCAGAGAAGGUGUUGAAGAAGGGAUACGACAAGGCGUACACGGAAGAGCUGGUGGACCUCCACCGCAGACUGAUGGCUUUAAGGGAGCGGAACGUCCUGCAGCAGAUUGUGAACCUGAUCGAGGAGACGGGCCACUUCAACGUGACCAACACCACCUUUGACUUUGACCUCUUUUCACUGGACGAGUCCACCGUCCGCAAACUACAGAGCUACCUGGAGGCGACGGCCACGUGACAGGAAGUGGGAACUGGUGUGGAUGGAGGCGGCGGAGGUAGACGCGCCACCAUCUCCUCUUUUUAAGGAGAGGAGGAGCAACCACAUCACGUCGCAGCUGUUUCACAGGCCUGACUGAACCACCGAACAACUACCACACAGAAACACGCGAACAAACACAAGCACACAUGAAGACACACCGCCUUCACGUGACGCUGGGGGGGGGGGAACUGAAGGAGGAGGAGCGGAGCGGCUGAACUCCGUCUACAGUCAGGAUAUCAACUACUCUAUAUUACUGAGCCUGUGCAAAGCUGUGGUAUGCACCCCACACCCCCUCCUGCACCCUCCUGCACCCUCCUGCAAACCCAAUACUUCCCCUCCUCCUCCUCCUCUUCCUCCCCCUUCACACGCACACUCCUUACUCGGCAGAACACUUCAGUCCCCUUCCCCCUGCCGUCAGCUGGAGCUCAUUUCUCUCUCCACAUACUCUUUAAGUCGUGUGUGUGUUGACUGUGCAGUGUGCGUGUGUGUGUGUGCGUGCGUGCAUUCGAUCGCUGCUGAGGGUUAGGAGGAGAUGUUGUCUUUGUGGUACCGACUUCUCUCUUUUUGGGAAGCUUGAGCACAAACAACAGUCAGUUUGCCGCUUUCACACCAGGCCAAACAAACACACAUUCAGGUCAUCUUUUACUUUAACCCUCCCCACCCGAUAAGAUUUUUUAAGAAGUAUAUAAAUCAUGAAUAAAUACUAUAUUGUAGUUGUAAGCAGAUAUAGGUAAGUAAACUAUAACUUUUUGUUUUUGUUUUUAACUGAUAAUGAAUGAGCACUAUAGAAAAAUACAAACAAUUGACAGCUACUGUUUCUUAAUGAACACUUUAAAUGCCGCUUAUAACCACAUUGCAUGGUGUUAUAAACCUUUUAAAUCUUUGCAGUUAUUAUAAAUCGUAAAGGGGGGGUUAAACUAAAUUGGUACCCAGAAUUUGUCUCUGUGUUCCUAUCACUGUACACAUAACACUGAGACGUGUGCUGUGUGUGAGUCUUUCCUGCAUGAGGUUUCUGUUGUCUGAACACAUGUUCUGUUGAGUUUCUCCUCUACUUCCUCACACUGAAAGCUGAGCCUUGACCUCCUACCAAUGCCCCCCCCCUCCCUCUGAAGCCCCCUCACCUCAUCCCUCCUCCCUGUUUCUCAUAUUGGCGUGCAUGAAAGGGCUCGACUGCUCGCGGCCAGAGCAGUGGAGGAUCACUCCUGAAUUGCCUUCUAAGUGGUGGGUAGGGGAGGGUGGGAAGGGGGUUUAAAAAGCCGUGAAAAAGUAGCCAUACUUGUCUCCCAGAAUCCAAAAAUAAGAAAAAAAUUAAUAGGGGCCACGCCUUUUUACAUUUUAUUUUUCUACAAGUGCGUUUUGUGUAUUUAUUCCCAGACUGCGGUUAAGAUAACCUGUGAGCUAUGAAUGUAUAUCGCUUUUACUUUUCUACGGCUAGCAACAGCCCCACUCUAGUGCCUUUUUCUGCGACUUGCAGUGUGAGGGGGGGUGUGCACUCUGUUAGCCAUGGUCACACAGAUUGAAACCCCCCCGCCCCAAAUACCCCCCUCGGGGAAACAAGUGUUAAAAGGGAUGCCUGAAAAUCCAGUAUUGUCUUAACGGCUUCCAUCCCUGCUUCUCCUUCUCCUUCUCCAGUGUCUUUAUAGCACUGACUGCUAUAUCUCCCUGAUGGUGGUCUUCAUGUUUUCAUCUUCCUGCUUUGUGAGAUUAGGUUCAGUGUUUUGAAGAGGUCUGCGUGGUAGUUGAUCACAUUCAUUAGCUCUAGUAACGGUUGCUUCAGCUUUGUCGUGUGUUUUGUGAGACGGUUGUCGUUGAAUAGGGUCGGGGUUCCUUCUUCAAGCUGUUGGAAGAAUUAGAACUACGGGUGAAGUGUUUGAUACUAAGUUACCAGGAACUUGAAGAGCAUUCACAAAGGGUGUGUAGGCAAAAACAUAAGCUAAAGAAAACCCUCCUUGUGUUUUCUUUCCCUAAAUAUCUGAAAUGGAUAUCUCAGAGGCCUGAAACAUGAAGUAAGUUCAGAGUUCUGGCUGAUAACUUUAACCAAGCUGACAGUUUCACAAAGCUGGCUCACUGUAAACGAUUAGUAAUACCGAGCACAAAGCAACAUGUUUACUCAUCAGUAAACUCACUUAGCUUUAUAUGCUAACUAAAGAAGACAUUUAAGGUAUUGACUCUAGCACAAACACAAAUUAGUUGAAAUGGACCCUGAUCAUGAGUCGAGAGAAAAACUCCCUAAUGGUAUCUUCAUUUUAACAAUUUGUAUUUAAUGGAAAAUUAGCUUCUAGAAGACUGAACUUAUGUUGAGUCUUUUAUGACACAUUAUCACACCUAUGUAGCAGACACUUUCCAAAUGAAGUAAAACUGGUGAGAUCCUCUUUUACACCUUUAGUUUAGUUGCUGUGGAUACAACUGAAUUUGCACUGACAGGAUCCAAGUUUCAGGUAUCCAUAUGUUUAACCUCUUCAAAUAUACAGCUGACAGCCAGCCAACUGCUUGCUGUGGCCGUAGAAUCAUGAGCAAUCAUUUGAGAUAAAUGUCCUUCUCGUGUACACAUAGUACUCUUCAGCUUUUUGCAUCAGACAGUGUUACUUAUACAUUUGUUUUUCAUCGACAAACACUGAAGCACAAAUGACCAUUAUCAAUUGCUUAUCACUCUUGAACAUGUUAAUAAUGGAGUUGAUAAAGAAAAGAGAAUAAAGCCAAUAAAAUAAUGCCCACUUUUAGCCAUGGUCUAUUACAUUUAGUAGUUGAUUAUUGCAUUAUUUGAGCAUUAUUCUUUAAUGUUAUAUAUGUAAAUAUUGUUACAAUUACUGUACAUUUUUGUAUCUUUUUUUAACUCACUGAAUAUAACUUUUUGCUACUGCACUGACAACAUUUCCAAAAAAGAGAUCUCCACAGUUUGUGCUAAAAUGCUGACUUGUUGUUACACAUAAUGUGGGUGAACAGAGCCAGCUUUUUGAGACCGGUUUCCAGGAUCCCCAGUGUUUUUAUGAAGCCAGAAAACACCCAAAGAAAGCCAAUGAGGUGAACUUGCUUCUUGAUUCAGGCCCCUGGUGUGUUAGUUCCUGUGGCCCCUUUAGGCUUCCUACACACACAUACACACACACUGUGGUACAAACCUUCACUGAGGGAUUCCCUCCCUCCCCUCCUCUGUUUUCUCCUUGCCGACAGUGUUUUUAUUCUGACGCUUCGAUAGCUUUAAUACUUCUCUCUCUUGUUCUGUUGCCUGCCUGGCUCAUCAUGCACACACUCCCUCACUGUAAACGCCGUCUGAACACAGAAAAUGUCUCAACAAUGGAAAAAUAACCUGGAUUCCUGCCGCCUUAUGUGCCCUGCAGUAACCCCCCUGCCCUCACUUCUUCCCCGGCCCCACUCUCCUUUUCUCUAGGUGUGCCUCUGACAACUGAACUUCCGUGAGGCCAUAAUUACUGAGAAUGAACUUUGCAACUUGUGUGAGUGCGUUUGCAUCUGUGAGUGUGUUUGUCAGCGACGGGACCUUCCUGUCCUCUCCUCUGUGCAUCGAUGUGGGAACUUUAAAGUCCUCGUUCAUGAACUCUGACCUUUGACCGGGCACUCUUUCAGUCCUCUGCGGUGUUUGAGAAGGGGAGGUAACGUGGGGACUCGAGAGAAGCCCCACUGUCUGCCCACAGUCAAUGUUUUAUUUAUGGACCUCUGCACUUUUGGCUGUGAUGACUUCAGUACUUACGUAGUUACCUGAACUGUAUUUUUAAGGAUUUUAUACAAUAUUUACAUGCAAUACGAUAUUAAUUGAUUCUUUUUUUCAUUUGCCAACCUUUUUUCGUUUGUUUCUUAUUUAAUUGUCUUUAAUUUGGCAUGAUUUGUCACUAUUAUUCACAACCAAACAUGCCUGUUGGAUCUAUUUUAGGCGUCAAACGUUAUGGGGGAAGUCUCCGGUAUGUUUUUGUGUGUCACAAUUCUGAUGACAGCUGAACACCAAGAAACAGGUGUAGGAAAACUUUUGCUGGAUGAGCUCAACUUUAUCACCUCUUCUUCCAGUAGGAAAAACUGAACCAGAACAUGGACAAGAGGAGUAAAAACACUUUGGUUCAGGGAACUGAAAAUGUAUUUUUUCUGCCUCAUGUCCUGUCAACUCAUUCAUUGUUUUUACCAGAAACGGUCACCUAAUGUAGUUAUGUUAUGAUAACUUAAAGCCUGAAGAAACACAUCAUAGGAAACAAUAGAGUUGUGAAGUGGGGGGGAGCUCUGUUUUGCUCUGCCUUUCAUUUUUACCGCACAGUGUUGCUUUGUUUUAGCAUUAAACUCUUCCGAUUCAGUAAUUUAGUCUAUAUCUGGUUGAUUAACUACAACUCCCAAGGAGCAUUUGAGGCAAGAAUCAUGUAAUCACCAAGUUUAAAAUCUGUCACAUUCCUUGAUUUUACAUUCUGCUGUUUAACUCUGUUCACUAUACAUUGUGUGGUCACUAAUACAUACAUUUGGCAAAUAUGGCGUGUGCUUCUGAUUGGCUCCUUCUCCAUGGCAAAGAGCGCGGAGGCUCAUGGGUGGAGUAGUUUUUAGGAACUUUCCGCCAAGCCAUAGAGACUCCUUUUGUCUCAGAAACUUCUAGAAAUUGUAACAUUUAUGAUCAGUACAUUAUCCGGGAGAGUUCUAUGUUGGGCAACACUGAGGGUAUAAAUAAAGAAAAAGGGGAAACCCUUCAGGUCCCUCUCACUCAGCAACUCUGUGCAAGUCUGUGGGAGUGCGGCAUCAUUUCAGCUGAGACAAUAUUAUAUAUAAUACAUGUAUAAUACAGCGAAGGUAGAAUAUCUACUGUGUGGAUCUUUAAAGGUGGAGGACUUUUUGUUUUGUUUUUGCAAAUAUGUUGAGGGGGGGUGGGAGGAGGCAUGUGCAGACGGGAUGUUUCCUGUGUCAGUGGUCGUCAUGAUGUGUCUGUGACAGGGGCACAGGGUUGCCUGUAUUUAUAAAGGUUUGAUUUUUUUAACUGGGGGUAAAGGGGGGAGGGUGGAGUCCGAAUUGUGUUCCAUAUAUGUGGUCCAAGCAGAACAAAUGAACUGGAUGUGCAGAACAAUUUGGUAUUUUUUGAAAAUAAAGACUUGGCAUUACAAUGCCACCAUGUGGCCAUAUGAUGCAAGUUGUUAACAAGGAAAAACAUGUUAUUUUAAUGUUAUUUUUUAUUUCGAAAUCAUAUUAUUAAUAAAGUCAUUAAGUACUGUU
This is a messenger RNA of Gymnodraco acuticeps, 6974 nucleotides long. It is a transcript of the gene mllt1a, whose product is annotated as MLLT1 super elongation complex subunit a. The record is from RefSeq and is a predicted model, not a curated record. Gene Ontology annotation, cellular component: super elongation complex. Gene Ontology annotation, biological process: regulation of DNA-templated transcription. Lineage: Eukaryota; Metazoa; Chordata; Actinopteri; Perciformes; Bathydraconidae.